Messenger RNA from Symbiodinium pilosum, 531 nucleotides. The record is from the annotation of a GenBank genome assembly. NCBI's taxonomy places the organism in Eukaryota, Dinophyceae, Suessiales, Symbiodiniaceae.
AUGGCUGCUGCACUUGUUGAAGCGAUGAGCGAGUUGACCCUGAAAGAACCGGAGGCUCAGAAGGAAUCGAUCAUGGUGGAGUUCAAGGUUGCUGGCCUGAAGAGCUUUCAGCUGGAGUGUGCGCGUGAUGCUGCUGUCCGUGACGUCAAGAAGCUUGCAGUGGACGAGUGCAACAUUGAGCCUGAGCACAUGCGCCUGAUCUACAACAGCCGUCAGUUGAAAGAUGGCGACACCUUGGAGAGCUACAAUGGCGAUGCGCCCAUCCAGGUCUUCUUCACAGCAGGCCACACCGCCAUGAUGGGUGGUGUUGGAGGAACGGGAGGGGGACCUCGCGGUGGUCAUGGUGCUCAGCCGCAGAAGCACCCCUUCUCCGCACCUGUGCGGGGCCUGCCCGGAUCAAAGGGUUUGCGCUCCUCUCGCGUCUCUGGUCGUCCUGGCGGUAUGGCGCUGAUCCGCAAGUACGGUAUCAUGAUGAAGCGCCAGGAAUUCCGUGAGAAAGCAGAGGAGAUUGGCUUCAUCAAGUACCGCUGA